GUAAAUAAGCAUUUCACGGUAAGUUGUAUUGGGCACAUGUGACAAAUAACAUUCGAUUUGAUUUGAUUUGUGACUGUGAAUCUGACUUUGUUGCUGUGUUAUCUUGUGGAAACCAGACAGUGGGGGCGGGCUGCCGUCGGGUUUGUUUACAUUGCUCAUAACGCGCCAUGCGAUUCUUGGCUACGUGAUGACGUAAACUGAAAGAAAUCCGGUGGAACUCGGAAGAGAGCUGACUGUUGUAUUCUAAAUCAAAAGAUCAAAAUGAAAUCAAAGAUCUAGAACCCUGGCUGCCAUGGAGUCCGAGGGUAACGUGCUGCGCGUGGACUUCCCAAACUUCUCCGGAUCCCUGCUUCAGAAGCUCAACCAGCAACGGCAGAGGGGCCAGCUUUGUGACAUCAUCGUGGUCAUCCAGGGCCACCAGUACCGCGCUCACCGGGCUGUCCUGGCCGCCAGUUCGCCCUACUUCUGCGACCAGGUCCUCCUCAAAAACAGUGCCCGCUGUGUUUUACCCGACGUCAUGCACCCAUGUGUGUUCGAACGCCUCCUCCUCUCUUGCUACACAGGCACCCUGCACCUACCGGCCGGCGAAGUGGUAGCCUUCCUCACUGCAGCAAGCUUCCUCCAGAUGUGGCACGUGGUGGACAAGUGCACUGAGCUGUUAGAGGUGGUAGGAAGCGGCGCAAGAACAUUAGCGCACAAGUCUUCUGGUGGGCUUGGGGACAGGCCUUCCCCUGGGGACAGCAGCUACCACAGCCCUGGGGAUGGCUCCAUGGGCCUGGAGGCCGGCGGAGUAGCAGUGGAGGGCUUUGCCAAGAUGGAAAUGGAUCAGCUCCUGGAGAACAGCUUCUCCCCAUCCUCUCUGGAGAACAACAGCACCCAGCCCGGCGGCAGCUGCUCUCCGCCGGUCGACCACGACGGCUCAGGUAGCGAGGCCACCAGCCAGGACGGGGAUGACGAGGAGGUUGGUGAGGGGGACUACCAGUACUCCAGACCAGCCUACGUCCCACCCAGCAUCAUGGGCCACAGAAAAUGGGUCCAUGUGAAGUCAGAGAGGCGUGAGGAUUGCGGGGGCGGCGGGGCUCUGUUUAGCGGGGACCCUGCGGUUACUGACCCCGAGCAGAUGAACUUUAGCCACUCCCAGGCCUCGCCCAGCAAGAGCUCCCUGGGCCACAGCAUCGACGAGAAGCUGGCAGCUCAGCUGGAGGAUCGCCUGGAGGAGGACCCGCUGGACUUUUAUGGCACCUCCAUGGAGGGCUUCUCAGCCGACAAGGCCGAAGGGACCCCGCUUGGGCUGAAGAACGACCUGCUAGGAGGGGCAACCGGUCGUGAGGAGAGUGGCGGUGGUUUGGAAGGAAACCCCAGUGGCCUCCAGGAAGAGACCUCCCACUCGGGCUUUGCCUCAGUGGUCUACAAAUUGUACCCCUGCCAGUGUGGCAAGAGCUUCACCCACAAGAGCCAACGGGACCGGCACAUGAGCAUGCACCUUGGCUUGCGGCCAUACGGCUGCGCCGUGUGCGGCAAGAGCUUCAAGAUGAAGCACCACCUGGUGGGCCACAUGAAGAUUCACACGGGUGUAAAGCCCUAUGAGUGUAGCCUGUGUGCCAAGCGCUUCAUGUGGCGGGACAGCUUCAACAGACACACGUCCUCCUGCACCAGGGCCCACCAGGCCCGGCCUGCCGUCAACGAGCAGGCUGCCCAGAUCUGCUGACCCCAGAUCAGAUUUCCAACUACAGUUCACCUCGUCAUCUCCCACAGUCCCGUAUCAGUUUCACUGAGCAGGCUGCCCAGAUCUGCUGACCCCAGAUCAGAUUUCCAACUACAGUUCACCUCAUCAUCUCCCACAGUCCCGUAUCAGUUUCACUGAGCAGGCUGCCCAGAUCUGCUGACCCCAGAUCAGAUUUCCAACUACAGUUCACCUCGUCAUCUCCCACAGUCCCGUAUCAGUUUCACUGAGCAGGCUGCCCAGAUUUGCUGAUCCUGGAUCAAAUUAACACACAGUUGCUUGGAUGCCCACCCUCCAAUCAGUUUAGGUGGAUAUAGGGUUAAUCCACCCCUUUGAUUUGAACAUAACCUUCCAUACAUAUUUGCCCAUUGUAGAAGUGCUCAGAAACAGAUUUUUCUUUUACCUGAAUGCCAACAUGUUCAAGAGAUAAAGGUGCUCAACGUUUACCCAUUUUUCAUACCCCACCAUACUAUAAGACAUCCAUGUCUUCAUCACUGGAAAAGAUAAACGGAUUAGAUGUAUAUAAUUUGAAAAGCUUACAAACAGGGUUGUCAAACUAUUUUAUAUAUUUUGUCCUUUAACGUAAAUUAUCUAAAAACGUGGAAGCUCCUUUUUUUACAUCCUUUAACGUGUUUGUGUUGUGCCUGCCAUCGGUUGAGACACAACAUGCUCUUGAAUACAGGGUGGGUAUAAUGGUUUGGCUAAUAAAUGUAGUAAAAUGAGAAUAACAUUUACAUUUCAAGUGGAACCACAAAGAUGGUUGGAGGUCCAGACAUCAGAGAAUGUUGACUUGAAUGGGAAUAUCUGUUGUUUUAAAUUAUACUGUCAAUCCUCCAUAGGAAACCUAUUGAAAUUAUAGGAAUUAAAAUUUUUCCAUUUGUCAUUUAGCAGAUGCUCUUAUCCAGAGCGACUUACAGUAGUGAGUGCACACAUUUUAUUUAUUUGUUUCAUUUAAAAAUAAAAAUACUUGUCGCUCGUGGGACUCAAAACCACAAUCUUGAUGAAGCAUAGAUAAUAUAGAUAAUAGAAUAGACAUGACCAUUUAAGUUUACAUUUAAUGGUGGGUUGACCGGUGGUCACCUUUGUGGUAGACUGGUAGUAGUUAGAAGUUAACAUUUUUAUUAAAUUAUCAUUUCAGUGGUGUACCUGGAGGAUAUUCAGUAGUGAGUUGCCUAGUUAAAUAAAGGUUAAAUAUGUUUUAUUUCUUUUUUAAACCCAGCUAAAUUGCAGUGGUCUGAAGGGAUAGGUCCAUUAAAUUUCUAUGAUUGAAAUGAUACCCACCUUGUAUUCUAGAGCAAGUUGUGUCUCAACUGUUGGUGGGCAAAACACAAAAGCCUCAGAUUAAAUAGGGCCUAAGCUAAAUAUGCAAAUAUGAAGAAAAAAAAUCAGAGUUUACACAUUUUUAGAUAAUUGAAGUUAAAGGUUUAAAGAAAAAUGUACAUUUUUAUUCUUUGACACGUACCAACAAACGGGUGUGAUCCCUGCAGUGUACGCUCAAACCAGUGUGAUAAGAACGCUUAUUUAGAAUGUCCAGUUUCGAUUGAUGCAACAGUCAGUGUUUGAGCUGGCCACACACUUUUUUCACAGAAAAUUUUAGCACAAACACAGUCCUUACAGAGUUAUGUCCUGAAUGUGACCAGUUUAUUUUUGGAUGCAAUGUUCAGACAUUCACAGAAGUAGCGACAGCAUAACACAAUCAUCCAAAUGGAAAAUGUAGGCUACAUUAGUAUUAGCACUAACUGAGGAAAGAUUGACGUAACACAAGCGGUCAUAUUACUAUUUACAAUUCAUCACAUCACGGUGAGCUUACCAUUGAUUGAAAUAAUUGAGUAAAAUACUUUCAAAAAAUCUAAAGUAUUUUGACGAUGUGUAGUUUGUACGCGCCACUAUGUUAGUUUUCUGCGUCAACCAAAGAUAAGAAGAGGAGACAAGAUGAGUUUGGUCUGUUUGCAAUAUGCAUGAUGAAGGGGGUGUGUCGUCUGCGAUCAUUCACUUUCGGAAGAUUACUCGAAAGAUGAGUGAACCAUUCCUUCACCUCAUUAUAACAUCUUUGGUCUAACAGCCAUUUCUGUGACACCCAGAAUGCAUUGUGAAAUUUCAACAAACAUGGAGCCAUACAUAGCUGGAAAAUAUCUCAGCAUUAGCUCAUCAUAAUCAGUACAAUCUUCAAAAUAGUAUUUUACAUCAUAGGUGUCCAUUAAAAUUACAAUCUAUGCAAUAAUCGGAAUGCAUUAUUUGUCACCGGAACUAGAAACCUGAAUAAAACAGUAAUUACGUUAUGCUCCAUACAUACUUUAUGCUACAGUAGAAACUACAACAUGAUAUACAGAAAAUAAGGCAUGCACUUUGAUAGGAACACACAAGUCCAAAGUUAUUAUUUGUAAAGAAAACAACAAUGAAGGCAAUGUGAGCGCCAGACAGAAAAUGUGCCAUGGGGAAAAAGUUUGUGCAAGACUGCACAAAUGUCUGCAUACUUGAUCUGCAGAAACACUGGGGAAGUGCUUGGCUUGGGCUCUCCUCGAAGAGAGAAGUUUGUCCGGUUCAGUAAAGUCUCAAACAUAAAUUGUCCACAACAGUGAAAUGGGCUACGUCUAUGUGAAUUAAUGAGGAGA
Messenger RNA from Salmo salar (Atlantic salmon), 4335 nucleotides. Its product is annotated as zinc finger and BTB domain-containing protein 43. Gene Ontology annotation, biological process: regulation of transcription by RNA polymerase II. NCBI's taxonomy places the organism in Eukaryota, Metazoa, Chordata, Actinopteri, Salmoniformes, Salmonidae. The record is from RefSeq and is a predicted model, not a curated record. Gene Ontology annotation, molecular function: RNA polymerase II cis-regulatory region sequence-specific DNA binding; DNA-binding transcription factor activity, RNA polymerase II-specific; protein binding.